Molecule: messenger RNA, 2763 nt
Organism: Emys orbicularis (European pond turtle)
Lineage: Eukaryota; Metazoa; Chordata; Testudines; Emydidae
Gene: PKD2
Product: polycystin 2, transient receptor potential cation channel
Exons: 15
Coding region: 1-2763 (920 amino acids)
Biological process (GO): detection of mechanical stimulus; release of sequestered calcium ion into cytosol; potassium ion transmembrane transport
Cellular component (GO): membrane
Molecular function (GO): potassium channel activity; voltage-gated sodium channel activity; muscle alpha-actinin binding
Source: RefSeq, a predicted model, not a curated record
AUGGCGGGGGCCGGGGGCGCCAGGGCCGCGCUCUCCUCCCCGGGCGGCGGCGGGGGGCCGCUGGGGCUGGAGCUGGAGCGGAUCCAGGAGCCCGCGGGCGGGCCCUACUCGCCGCCGCCUUCCUCCUGCUCGCGGCAGGCCUGGAGCCGGGACAACCCGGGCUUCGAGCCGGAGGAGGCGGCGGCGGGGCCGGUGCUGCAGAUGGAGAUGGACGUGGAGUGGGGCAGCCGCGGGGCCGGCUCCUCCCCCGGCGCCAGCAGCGCCCGGGGCCCGGCCGGGGAGCCUGACAGCGGCCGGCGGCGGCGCCGGCGGGGGGAACGCGGCGUGGGGGCGGCUCCGUGUCCCAGCCCCGCCGGGGGGGACCCGCUGGCCCCACACCUGCCCCUGGACGGGGCCCCUCCGUCCCAUCGCACAGCCUGGGCCAAGAGGCUGGCGCGCCGCUUGCGAGGUCUGUGGGGUACAAGAUUGAUGGAAGAAAACACGAGCAGAGAGAGAUACCUGAAAAGUGUUUUACGAGAACUGAUCACAUAUGUGAUUUUCCUUGUGGUCUUGUGUGUCUUGACUUAUGGGAUGGUGAGUUCCAGUAUGUACUAUUACACUAGGGUAAUGUCACAGCUCUUCCUGGAAACGCCUUUAUCGAAAAUGGAGAAAACCAAUUUCAAAACCUUAUCCACCAUGGAGGACUUCUGGAAGUUCACAGAAGGCCCUUUGCUGGAUGGUCUGUACUGGGAGAUGUGGUACAACAAUAAAACCAUGGCAGAAAACAAAAGUUUCAUUUAUUACGAGAAUCUGCUUUUGGGGGUGCCUCGUGUUCGGCAGGUGAAAGUGAGAAAUGGGUCAUGCUCAAUACCUGAGGAUUUAAAAGAUGAAAUUAAAGAAUGCUAUGAUGUUUAUUCUGUUGCUAAUGAAGAUACUGCUCCUUUUGGGCUCCGGAAUGGAACAGCUUGGACUUACACCAAUGAACAAGAUUUGAAUGGGAGCAGCCACUGGGGGUUGAUUGCCUCAUACAGUGGGGCUGGUUAUUAUCAGGAUCUGUCACGAAGCAGAGAGGAGACAGCCGCACAGAUUGCUAACCUUAAGAAACACUUGUGGCUGGAUAGAGGGACCAGAGCAGCCUUUAUUGAUUUCUCUGUGUACAAUGCGAACAUCAAUCUAUUCUGUAUUGUCAGGUUAUUAGUGGAGUUUCCAGCAACUGGAGGCCUCAUUACAUCUUGGCAGUUUCAGCCAGUGAAGCUUAUCCACUACAUUUCUACUUUUGAUUUCUUCCUGGCAGCCUGUGAAAUAGCCUUUUGUCUCUUCACCCUUUAUUAUAUUGUAGAAGAGAUCUUGGAAAUUCGCAUCCAUAAACUGCAUUACUUCAGGAGUCUCUGGAAUUGUCUUGAUAUCCUCAUCAUUGUGCUAUCAGUAGCAGCUAUAGGAAUUAACAUGUAUAGAAGGUCAACAGUGGACAUGUUACUGAAGAAGCAGCUGGAAGAUCAAAACGCUUUCCCCAAUUUUGAACCUUUGGCAUACUGGCAAAUACAAUUCAACAACAUUGCUGCUGUCACUGUGUUUUUUGUCUGGAUUAAGCUCUUCAAAUUUGUCAGCUUCAACAGAACAAUGAACCAGUUAUCCACCACCAUGUCUCGCUGUGCCAAAGAGGUCAUUGGCUUUGCUAUUAUGUUUUUCAUUAUUUUCUUAGCAUAUGCUCAGCUGGCCUACCUGGUGUUUGGCACUCAAGUUGAUGACUUCAGCACUUUCCAAGAGUGUGUCUUUACUCAGUUCCGCAUCAUUUUGGGAGACUUUAACUUUACAGAGAUUGAAGAAGCUAACAGAAUUUUGGGACCAAUUUAUUUCACUACUUUUGUGUUCUUUAUGUUCUUCAUUCUUUUGAACAUGUUUUUGGCCAUUAUCAAUGAUACUUAUUCAGAGGUCAAAUCAGAUAUGGCCCAGCAGAAGGCGGAAAUGGAACUGUCCGAUCUUAUCAAAAAGGGAUAUAAUAAAGCCAUGAUUAAACUUAAAUUGAAAAAAACCACUGUUGAUGACAUUUCAGAGAACUUGCGACAAGGUGGGGGAAAGUUAAACUUUGAUGAACUACGCCAGGAUCUCAAGGGGAAGGGUCACACGGAUGCAGAGAUUGAAGCAAUAUUUACUAAGUAUGACCAGGAUGGGGAUCAGGAAUUGACAGAACACGAACAUCAGCAAAUGAGAGAUGAUCUAGAGAAAGAAAGGGAGGAUUUGGAUCUGGACAGGAGCUCUCUACCACGUCCAAUGAGUGGUCGAAGCUUCCCUCGCAGUCUGGAUGACUCUGAAGAGGACGAUGAUGAGGACAGUGGACACAGCUCUAGAAGAAGAGGUAGCAGCUCCAGUGGGGUUUCAUAUGAAGAGUUCCAAGUGUUGGUGAGACGAGUGGAUCGCAUGGAACAUUCCAUAGGCAGUAUUGUUUCCAAAAUUGAUGCUGUUAUUGUAAAGCUUGAGGCAAUGGAGCGGGCCAAACUGAAAAGGAGAGAUGUGUUGGGAAGACUGCUAGAUGGAGUUACAGAGGAUGAAAGAUUGGGACGUGACAAUGAAAUCCACAGGGAACAAAUGGAGAGGUUAGUGCGGGAGGAACUGGAGCGUUGGGAAUCGGAUGACACAGCUUCCCAAAUGAGCCACCGCUUGGGAACGCCACUUGGACUGAAUAGCCAGCCUCGUUCUAGGAAUUCCCGUCCAUCCUCCUCUCAGUCAACAGAAGGCACUGAUGGAAGUGGAGGAGGGAAUGGCGGGAGCAACAUCCAUGUGUAA